This is a messenger RNA of Culex quinquefasciatus (southern house mosquito), 493 nucleotides long. Its product is annotated as probable salivary secreted peptide. The record is from RefSeq and is a predicted model, not a curated record. NCBI's taxonomy places the organism in Eukaryota, Metazoa, Arthropoda, Insecta, Diptera, Culicidae. Bases 82 to 435 code for a protein of 117 amino acids. The transcript has 2 exons.
CUUGCUAUAAAAUAACCAUCUAACCAGCAAUUAAGCAUCAGUUCACUUCAAAGCCUUGCCAUAACAAAAAAAUUCAAAACCAUGAAGUUCCUCGUACUUGUUCUCGCCACUCUGGCCCUCGCGGUUUCCGCCCAACUCCAGCACAACGGAUCCUGGGGCACCCGCGGGCCGCAGGACGUUCUGCUGUUCCGCGAAAACGUCGUCGCCAAGCCCAAGUGGCUCCGGGUCAACAAAGUGGACCUCAGCUACCCGCAGAGGGGUCAAAACGGAGGCACCAUCACCGCCAUCAACGUGUACGACGGGUCCACCAACGGGAAGGGGGGCUACGCCAAGAUCAAGGCCGGCGGCGUGGGCCAAAACAACGUCACCAUCCGGUUCAAGUCCCAGCGGGGCAAGGCGAUGAACUUUACGGUGGAGAUUUACGGGCAGAAGUAAGGGGAGGGAGGUGGAAAGUGUGAAGAAAAAUCCGUAAAUUGAUUUGUUACACAGAAAA